Messenger RNA from Onychostruthus taczanowskii (white-rumped snowfinch), 1502 nucleotides. It is a transcript of the gene NKX2-5, whose product is annotated as NK2 homeobox 5. The transcript has 3 exons. NCBI's taxonomy places the organism in Eukaryota, Metazoa, Chordata, Aves, Passeriformes, Passeridae. Gene Ontology annotation, biological process: cell differentiation; regulation of transcription by RNA polymerase II. Gene Ontology annotation, cellular component: nucleus. The coding region runs from base 137 to 1138 and encodes 333 amino acids. The record is from RefSeq and is a predicted model, not a curated record. Gene Ontology annotation, molecular function: DNA-binding transcription factor activity, RNA polymerase II-specific; RNA polymerase II cis-regulatory region sequence-specific DNA binding.
CACAAGGCAGGGCUACUCUCGGGAAUGCUAUGUGCCCCCUCCGGGAGCCCACGCUCCAGCGCUGCUCCACCUUGCCUGCUCCCCACCUACUUUUCCAUGACCCUGGGCUGCGGCCGCUGCCCCGCUGUCCUCCGCAAUGUUUCCUAGCCCUGUGACAACGACGCCCUUCUCGGUGAAGGAUAUUCUGAACCUGGAGCAGCAGCAGCAGAGCGGCCUGGGCUCCAUGGAGCUGGCCUCGCUGGCCUCCCCGUCCUGCAUGCUGGCCAGCUUCAAGCAGGAGGCGUUCAGCGCCGAGCCCCCGGCCCUGGCCGAGCUGCGGGAGGAGCUGCCCGAGCCGCCCCCCGGAAAAACCGCGGCCGCCUUCCCCGGCUCCUACUACGGGAAAAGCUACGUGGAGAUGGACUCGGCCAAGGAGGCCAAGGCGGACAAGAAAGAGCUGUGUUCCCUACACAAGAGCCUGGAGCAGGAGAAAAGAGACCUGGAAGAUCCCGAACGCCCCAGACAGAGGAAAAGGAGGAAACCUCGCGUCCUCUUUUCUCAAGCCCAAGUGUACGAACUGGAGAGAAGGUUCAAGCAGCAGAAAUACCUCUCGGCCCCGGAGAGGGACCAUCUAGCCAACGUCCUAAAGCUCACCUCCACCCAGCUACAACGCCUACCCCGCGUACAGCAACUACAACAGCCCCGCCUGCAACGCCAACUACAACUGCAGCUACCCCUCCAUGCAGCCCGUGCAGCCCUCGGCACCCGCCAACAACUUCAUGAACUUCAGCGUGGGGGACUUGAACUCCGUGCAAACUCCCAUCCCGCAGGGCAACGCGGGCAUCUCCACCCUGCACGGCAUCCGAGCCUGGUAGAGCCGCCCGUGCCGGGGGCAUCGGGACACUGCCGGGGGCAUCGGGACACUGCCGGCGGCAUCGGGACACUGCCAGCCUGCGGGGCUGGCUCAGCGGGGCAUCCCGGCGGAUCUCAGCGGUGUGGUGCCCAUGGACGGGCUGGGUUUGGGUGUUUGCGGUGUUUCGUGCGGGGCCAGGCAAGCACCGGCGGGGGAUGCCCGCAUUUCCCGGCCCCUCUCGCUGCCUUCCACCCGGCUCUUCGCCCCGAUAAUUCCCCUCCUUCCUUCCUACAAACCAGCCGGUAAUUCGUGUGACUUGUUCCCAACAACACCCAGCCAAGCCCUGCAACUCUCUCCUUUUUUUUUUUUUUUUUUAACUUUUACUCUAUACUAAUUAUUAUUGACAUCCACAUUUAAUUUUUGCACUUCCCGUACGGUCCCCGCUGUUCGGUCAGUUCGGCAUCUCGGCACCCCCAGGCGUCCCUUGCGAGGCUGGGCAGGGAUGAGGACAGACAGACUCCCGAGGGACACGGACACUCCGGCCCGCCAGGUCCCGUAGGGUUCUGCACUAAAACGUGAGUUAGCAUGGAAAUGCACUGUCCGCCCCUUGGAACGUGUUGCCCUUUGCUGUACAAGCUGACGGAGAUCAGCGAGUUGUCAUUAAAGAGAG